UUUUAUUUAUCUGUAUAGCAUCCAAUGAUAUGUCAUUUUUCGUUUUCGAAAAGCUGUAAAUUAGUCGCCGGAAGAUAGAUUCGUUGUAAUAAUAUACUAAAUCUUUAUAAAAAUUAAGAAUGUCCAUUUUAGCUUAUAAUGGAGGUGCCGUGGUCGCCAUGAAGGGGCAAGAUUGUGUUGCUAUAGCCACGGACAAGCGCUAUGGUAUCCAGGCUCAAACUGUCUCCACCAACUUUCCAAAAGUAUACCAGAUGGGACCCACCCUGUUCGUAGGCCUUCCAGGUCUUGCUACUGACACCCAAACUGUUUUUCAGAGACUUAAAUUCAGAAUGAACUUGUAUGAAUUGAAAGAGAACAGAGUAAUGCGGCCUAAGACCUUCUCAGCGAUGCUGUCUAACCUGUUGUAUGAGAGGAGGUUUGGUCCCUACUUCAUUGAACCCGUCAUUGCCGGCCUCGACCCCAUCGACAACUCACCAUACGUCUGCAAUAUGGAUUUGAUUGGAUGUCCCAAUGAACCAGAGGACUUUGUAGUGUCCGGAACCUGCUCGGAACAGUUGUAUGGUAUGUGUGAAGCUCUGUGGGAGCCAAACCUCCAGCCAGAUGAACUGUUUGAAACGAUAUCUCAAGCCCUGGUGAAUGCGGCUGACCGCGAUGCCAUCUCCGGCUGGGGAGCGGUCGUCUACAUCAUAGAGAAGGACAAGAUCACAGAGAAGCAUGUCAAGACCAGAAUGGAUUAGUUAUUAUUAUUAAACAAUUUAUUAUACA
Danaus plexippus (monarch butterfly) is the source of this 765-nucleotide messenger RNA. It is a transcript of the gene Prosbeta3, whose product is annotated as proteasome subunit beta type-3. Gene Ontology annotation, biological process: proteasome-mediated ubiquitin-dependent protein catabolic process. The transcript is spliced from 5 exons. NCBI's taxonomy places the organism in Eukaryota, Metazoa, Arthropoda, Insecta, Lepidoptera, Nymphalidae. Bases 120 to 737 code for a protein of 205 amino acids. Gene Ontology annotation, cellular component: proteasome core complex, beta-subunit complex; proteasome core complex. The record is from RefSeq and is a predicted model, not a curated record.